Messenger RNA from Pararge aegeria (speckled wood butterfly), 2129 nucleotides. It is a transcript of the gene KdelR, whose product is annotated as ER lumen protein-retaining receptor. Gene Ontology annotation, cellular component: membrane; cis-Golgi network; endoplasmic reticulum. Gene Ontology annotation, molecular function: ER lumen protein retrieval receptor activity. The record is from RefSeq and is a predicted model, not a curated record. Lineage: Eukaryota; Metazoa; Arthropoda; Insecta; Lepidoptera; Nymphalidae. The transcript is spliced from 5 exons. Gene Ontology annotation, biological process: protein retention in ER lumen; endoplasmic reticulum to Golgi vesicle-mediated transport. The coding region runs from base 116 to 754 and encodes 212 amino acids.
UUUCUUUGUCAUUCAGCCACGUCAUUUUUGUAAUUUUUGGUUGAAUGAGAAGAUUGUUGAGUGUGGUGUUAGUUUACGCGGCGUCUAAUUAAACUAUUCCCCAAAAUAUUGAAUCAUGAAUAUAUUUCGUUUACUCGCCGACUUAUCCCACCUGUUAGCUAUUAUUAUACUGCUACUAAAAAUCUGGAAAACCAGAUCAUGUGCAGGGAUAUCGGGAAAAUCGCAAAUACUAUUUUCCGUGGUAUACACCGCGAGAUAUUUGGACUUACUAACAGCUUACGUGUCGGCUUAUAACACGAUAAUGAAAAUAGUCUUCAUCGCGGCAUCUUACGCUACAGUGUAUUUGAUGUAUGUCAAAUUUAAGGCCACUUAUGAUCACAAUCACGACACAUUUAGGAUUGAGUUUUUGUUGAUUCCAACUCUGAUACUCGCUUUACUUAUCAAUCGCGAGUUCACUGCAUUGGAGGUUUUAUGGACAUUCUCAAUUUAUUUGGAGUCAGUUGCAAUUUUGCCCCAGUUGUUCCUGGUGUCAAAGACUGGGGAGGCUGAAAGUAUUACAUCUCACUAUUUGUUUGCCCUAGGCUCAUACCGAGGUCUCUAUCUCUUGAACUGGAUAUACCGCUACUUUGUUGAGGAACAUUUUGAACCUAUAGCGGUAAUCGCUGGUGUCGUACAGACUGUGCUGUAUUGUGACUUCUUUUACCUCUACAUCACUAAAGUUCUUAAAGGAAAGAAGCUACAGCUACCAGCCUAAGCCACACAAGCCUUUUAGGUGCAAUAUGAAACUGACAAAAAUGUCUUCAAGUAUAUUUUAUAUAAGUCAAUAAUUAAUUACCUAAGAACCUAGUUGUACAAGUGACACUUUGCAGCUGUGAAAACAAUUGUUAUUAUGAAGCAAUUGUCAUUCUGUUAUACACUUAAUUUAUGUAAUUUUGUUAUCUUCUAUGCUAUGACUUUGUGAUCCUUUGUUUUAUCCUUACGCUAAAUGGGUGUACAUAGAUUUUAAUCUUGGGGGAGAGUGAGAAACUAAGAUUAAUAGGAAAUUUGUUAGGGGCCAUGUUAGUGCAAUAUUAUGGGUGUGAAUGACCUAUCUGGUAAUGGUAGUUUCCAAGAUUGUAUUCAGAUUACUUAUAUGAAUUUUUGUACAUUGGGUUACCUAAAUAUCUUAAAAAACAAUUAGUAUACAUAAAAUAUAUUAUAAGGUUUACCCUUAAAAAGUGAGUGUUUUAGACCAAUAAGAAUGAGUUUUUGAAGAUUUGAUUCUUUGAUCAAUCGAGUCUUUUAAAAUAAAGACUAGAUGCUUAAGAACAUAGAUUUUCUCUUUAUUUUUGGUGAUUAUGUUAAAUGGCAAUAAUUAGUUUGAUUUUUUGAAAGGUUUGUUGACUUGUCAAUCUAAGCUAAGGUAAGAAAAAAUACACUAAAUCUAUUUUUUUUUUUUUAAUGAAUUAUUAUAAUCAAAAAUAAUUGUUCAAAUAAUGUCCAAAUCUUUCUUUCCUCUGCCUCCUCUUAUGUAUGCCCAUCUACCGCCAUUUAGACCGUUGACUUAAAAAGCCAAACUAACAGCAAUAUUAAUUCUAACAAUUUAAACAUUGUUUCUUAAUUUUGGAAGCCAAAAAUACAAUUAUUAGUUACUAUUAAAUAGUUAAUUAUUAGCGUGCAUGUCUCACCGAGUUUAAUAUUGAAUUAAUAAUUACGAAACUUUGUAUGCGAUCUAUAACCAGCUGUGCCCGCGUUUAACUUAACCGAACUUAUUGAAUAUAGAAAAUCGAAAAACCACUGGUACAGUCCAUGCUUCGCAAUUAUUUGCGAAAAUCCGUAGGAACUCUUCAUUCUUCCAGGUAUAAAAAGUAUUGUAUGUAAGUAUUCUGUAAAAUGCAAGUUAGCUUAAUGCCAAUCAUAUUUCAUCAAUCAGUGCAAUGGUUAAGCCGAACAUAGAUAUCAUACAAACAUACACACUCACAUUUGAUACAUCAUUAACAGCUGUUAAACAAAAAGUGUAAUUAUUGUUUUGUCAUUCAUACAGUGAAUACAGAAGUACGAUAACACUGGUAACUUAUUACCAGUGUUGUCGUACCACGCCUCUAGGAGUAGCUAUCGUUAUGUCCUACGGAAUCUUGUUGUGGGGUAAA